UGGCGGGGUUUGUCCAAGCUUUUGGCGCCAGCGGUACAAUUGACAGUGGAGACUUGGGUGGAAACGCAAGCUCAGUCGUUGAGGAGAGAAAUCGUUGUGUUUUGCUUAUAAACGCUCCACAAACCGACUUCCAAACAUGCAGACUCUCACGCAGGGAGCGAUAGAGGCUUUAUCUAACGGCACCGAUGUAAACGACAUGGUGCUCCAGCUUGUGAAUAUUCGCAAGAUCGAUAAUGGCAACGGUCCGGCUCGCUACCGGGUGAUGAUGAGCGAUGGCCAACACACUCUGUCCUCCUUCAUGCUCUCCACUCAGCUGAAUUACAUGGCGGAAAAUAAUCAACUGGCGCCCAACUGCAUCUGCCUCCUCAAGAGACAUGUGACCAAUGUUCUGAAGGAUAACCGGCGUGUGGUCAUUAUUUUAGGGAUUGACGUCAUAAAGAGUGCGCAGGAGGUCGGUGGGAAAAUUGGAGAGCCCACACCGUACACUGAUGGCCAAACCAAAGCUCCGGCAUCUGCUCCAAAUCCCCCUGCUCGUCCUCCACUUCAGACCCAAAACAACAACGAAGCAGCGAACAAAGGAUUUAAUCGAGACGCCGGGAAGAAGCCCUCCUUCACUGCACCGAGUACUCCAGGGGGCAGCUCCAAAGUUGUGCCCAUUGCUAGCCUCAAUCCUUACCAGUCCAAGUGGAGUAUUCGAGCUCGCGUCACCAACAAGAGCGGCAUCCGCACAUGGAGCAACUCCCGUGGAGAUGGCAAGCUUUUCUCCAUGGAGAUCGUGGAUGAGAGCGGGGAGAUCAGGGUGACUGGUUUCAACCAAGAGGUGGACAAGUUCUACAGCCUUAUUGAGGUUGGCAAGGUCUACUACGUGUCCAAGGGCUCCCUGAAGAUUGCCAACAAGCAGUACACGUCUGUGAAGAACGAUUACGAGAUGACCCUCAACGGAGAAUCCACCAUCAUCCCGUGUGAAGACAGCAACGAGGUUCCCAUGGUGCAGUGCGACUUUGUGUCCAUUGCUGAAUUGGAAAACAAAGAGAAGGACAGUGUUUUAGAUGUGAUCGGUGUGUGCAAGAGCGUGGACGAUGUGACCCGGCUCACCACCAAGGCGAACCGCGAGGUGUCCAAGAGAACGCUCAACUUGAUGGACAUGUCGGGGAAGUUUGUGUCGGUCACCCUGUGGGGAGAGGAGGCUGAGAAAUUUGACGGCUCUGGGCAGCCCAUUGUAGCAAUCAAGGGAGCAAAGCUCUCGGAUUUCGGCGGUCGAUCCCUCUCCGCCUCUUUCAGCAGCACCGUGAUGAUCAACCCGGACAUCCCAGAGGCUUACAAGCUCAGGGGCUGGUUUGAUAAAGAGGGCCAUGCCAUGGACGGACAGUCUCUGACCGAGAUGAGGGGUCCCGGUGGGGGUGGAGCCAACACCAACUGGAAGACUCUUUUGGAUGUGAAGAACGAACACCUGGGACAUGGAGACAAGGCCGACUACUUCACCUGCCUGGCGACCAUCGUGUACCUGCGGAAGGAGAACUGCCUCUACCAGGCGUGUCCGAGCCAAGACUGCAACAAGAAGGUGGUGGAUCAGCACAACGGCAUGUUCCGCUGCGAGAAGUGUGACAAAGAGUUUCCCAACUUCAAAUACCGCCUCAUCCUUUCAGCCAACAUCGCUGAUUAUGGAGAGAACCAGUGGGUGACUUGCUUCCAGGAGAGCGCCGAGGCAAUAUUGGGACAGAAUGCUGCGUACUUGGGACAACUCAAGGACUCGAACGAGGCUGCGUUUGACGACAUCUUCCAACAGGCCAACUUCAACACUUUUAUCUUCCGCAGCAGAGUGAAGCUGGAGACCUACAACGAUGAGUCCAGGAUCAAGGCCACCGUGAUGGAAGUGAAGCCCGUGGACCACAGGGAGUACAGCAAGAGGUUGAUCUUGAACAUCAGGAAACUGGCGGCCCAGUAGGACGACUGCCACCAGCUCCGUUCCCGAACCGCCCGGCUCCCCACGUUCCUUUCAUUUUAUAUGGAGUGACAUUGCUCCGGUGGCAACUCGUAAAAAAUAAUGGUCCGAUUCUCAAGCCCCUCGUCAUUGGGAGGCUGCUGGAGUGGGUCAGGACGCCACAAAAGAAGUCUGUCUGUCUGUCUUAAGUCAGCCGGUUGUGACUUGGUGUCGCGCCGUCAUGUGGGGGCUGAUUUAAGCAGCCGGGUCGCCAGCGCUCCUUUCACCCUCCGACGCUCUCUCAGAAUGCUCGGGCAGAACUGCACAUCCCUGAUAAGACUGUUUAUUCUCCCACUUCGUAUUUGCUGCCUCUCGCAUCAUACUCACCAAUAAAGGCACAUGUAGACAUGCGCAGCUCCUGUCUGAUGCUGCUUUCUGUUCACGACCAAACACCACUUGGUCAUCUCCUUUGCGUUUGUUGCCCUUUGUGCACUUGACUUUUGUUUUCUAAUCUAUAAAUAAAA
Synchiropus splendidus (mandarinfish) is the source of this 2445-nucleotide messenger RNA. RefSeq names its product replication protein A1 (gene rpa1). The record is from RefSeq and is a predicted model, not a curated record. Gene Ontology annotation, biological process: telomere maintenance via telomerase; meiotic cell cycle; DNA replication. Lineage: Eukaryota; Metazoa; Chordata; Actinopteri; Syngnathiformes; Callionymidae. Gene Ontology annotation, cellular component: nucleus; DNA replication factor A complex. Bases 137 to 1945 code for a protein of 602 amino acids. The transcript has 17 exons. Gene Ontology annotation, molecular function: damaged DNA binding; single-stranded telomeric DNA binding.